Messenger RNA from Perognathus longimembris pacificus (Pacific pocket mouse), 1686 nucleotides. Its product is annotated as receptor expression-enhancing protein 5-like. NCBI's taxonomy places the organism in Eukaryota, Metazoa, Chordata, Mammalia, Rodentia, Heteromyidae. The transcript has a single exon. Bases 1 to 570 code for a protein of 189 amino acids. The record is from RefSeq and is a predicted model, not a curated record.
AUGCCUGCAGCCAUGAGAGAGAGGUUCGACCGGUUCUUGCACGAGAAGAACUGCACGACUGACCUCCUGGCCAACUUCGAGGCCAAAACCGGCAUGAACCGAAGCUUCCUCGCACUCGGAGCCGUCUGGCUGGUGGCCCUCUACCUGGUGUUCGGUUAUGGAGAGUCUCUCCUCUAUAACCUGAUAGAAUUUGGCUACCUGGCCUACAUCUCAAUGAAGGCCAUAGAGAGUCCCAAUAAGUAUGAUGAUACCCAGUGGCUGACCUACUGGGUAGUAUAUGGUGUGUUCAGCAUUGCCAAAUUCUUCUCUGAUCUCUUCCUCUCCUGGUUCCCCUUCUACUACAUGCUAAAGUGUGGCUUCCUGUUGUGGGGCAUGGCCCCAAGCCCUUCUAAUGGGUCAGAACUGUUCUACUGGCGCAUCAUCCGUCCUUUCUUCCUGAAGCACCAGUCCCAGGUAGACGGUGUGGUGCAGGACCUGAAAGACAAAGCCAAAGAGACUGCAGAUGCCAUCACUAAAGAAGCCAAGAAAGCUACUGUGAACUUGCUGGGUGAAGAAAAGAAAAGCACCUAAACCCUUGACUACAUCGAGUUUUCCUGCCCUCUGUACCUUUUUAGAGCUUGAUGUUAUUAUAUUAGGGACUGUGCCAUAGUCAUUUUAAUAACGUUGCCUUGGAAACAUUUUUGAUAUAUAAAGAAUGGAAUGUAUUAUGUGUUAUAAUUUUAUUGUCUGUAUACAUAGGAAGCAUUUUAAUUUAAACUUAAUGCAGUAGGCAAAAUCUAAAGUUUUGAAAAUAUAUUUUGCCUCUGUGUAGGGAAAGUAGGAAAAGACAAAUGUCCUACCCUGCAUGAAAUACAAACUAAAAAUAAAUUACGUAUCCCACAGGCUUUGUAUUUUACUGGGUUCAUUCUGCAUGCAUUUUCUCUAUACUUAAUAUUUAGGAAAAUCUUUAUGGUUCUACUUAAUGUAAUGGUUCAAUUUCAUAUAAUUCUUAAGUGUUUUAAUGUAUCCGCAUAGGUAGAUAUAUAGUUACAGGAAAUUGUUACUAUAACACAUAGUUAUUUUGGGGAAGGAACUUAGAGAAGGUUACCUAUGAAAUUUAUAAUUCCUGUACAAUAAAACUACAUGCUAAAAACUGAAGAUAGUAUGUUUGCUGGCAUAAUCCUCUAAGGUCUUAAGAAAAUUAGAAUAAUGAGUAAUAUUCAAAUAAACAUGGCCAGAAGUGAGGUUAAAUAGAGGAUGGACUAGUUUUUUUCUAACAAUGUAGACCUGAAUUCCAGAAAAACUUUGUAGCUCAGUCACUCUAAUGAUAAAUGAAGAAGCGUAUACAUGUACUAGUAAUCUAUAGCCCUCAGUUCCCCGUAGAAAUAAUAAUAUUGUCUUUUCUGCUUAAAAGCUUUAGAUUUGUCUGUUUUUAUACAGAAACCAUUCCUACUUUUACCUUCUAAACUAAGUAAUAUAUUUGGCUUCAUUUUAUUACCUUUAUCUUAUACAAUCAUUUUUAAAACAACACUUUAAGGAGCCUCCCAAUAGAUGUCCACUUCUGAUAUAUAUGCGUAUCUGUGUGUGUGUGUGUGUGUGUGUGUGUGUGUGUGUGUGUUCUUGUUAAUAUCCCUCCUAACAUGUCAGUAAUGACCUAGCUCUGAGAGCAGUUCUGGAAGAAUAAAAGAAGUAUUAUAUAACCUAUCA